AAAACAAGUUGUCGGACUAAAAAUCAGGAUAAACGUAAGCAACUAAGACCAUCGGCCUUUCCUUUUUUUUAAAGCUUAGCCUAAAAUGUUAUGCCAGUAAACAUAAAUGAAAAGUAUUUAAAAAUGGAUAAUAAAUUCGACAUGACAACCAUUACAUACUCAAUUCUUUUUUGUUUUGUUUGGAAACAUCCUAUUCCAUAGACCUUUUAGAGUGGCUGCUGCUGAUCGCCAACGUAUCCAUUAUACAGUGUUUACCUUUAUAUACCGUGAACACUUUUUUACACUUCAGAGAGAAAAAAAAAUCGACAACAACAACAAUAGCAAUAAAUUUAUUAGUACAACAAUCCAACAAACAUUUGGCUUUAGUUGAUAGUUUUGUUUGCCUAAAAAAAAAAAAAAAAAAUAAGUAACUAUACACAUAAUACAUACAUGAAGAAUGGAUAAUUGGAAUGUUUUAGCGGCACAAACCAGCUCCUCGGCUAUUGGACGUGAUGAUGUCAAUUUGGCUUCUAAAGAGAAAUUGACAAUUGAGAAAUUACCGGACAAGGUAUUGUUGCAAAUUUUCUCAUAUUUAUCGCAUCGGGAGAUUUGCCGUUUGGCUCGCGUUUGCCGUCGUUGGCGUCAGAUAGCAUACGAUACGAGAUUAUGGAAAAAUGUUUCUUUACGUCCCGAAGUGUCGGGCUUGCAUGUGGGUUCAUUGGAAUCGCUAUUAUCCUUGAUAGCGGUCCGUUUCGGGCCCACUCUACGUUACAUAGAGCUGCCCAUCGAAUUAAUUACUCAUACCGUGCUGCAUGAAUUGUCCGGUAAAUGUCCCAAUUUGACGCAUAUGUUAUUGGAUUUUUCCACAGCCAUGCAAUUGCAUGAUUUCAGUGAGAUGCAAGCUUUCCCCACCAAGUUACGUUACAUGUGCAUAUGCUUAUCGGAAGUCAUCUUUAUGGAGGGUUUCAUGCGUAAAAUUUACAAUUUCAUUAACGGUCUCGAAGUUCUGCAUUUGAUUGGUACAUAUGAAAAAUGCGAAGAAGAAGAGGAAGAAAUUUAUGAAGUAAUUAAUGUUCAUAAACUAAAGUCCGCGACACCAAAUUUACGUGUCAUUAACUUGUACGGCAUAAAUUUUAUCGAUGACUCGCACAUUGACGCGUUCAGCUCGAAUUGCAUUCAAUUGGAAUGUUUAGCGGUAAAUUUUUGUAAUAAAGUGACAGGAUCAACAUUGAAAACGUUAAUCCAACGUUCGAAACGUUUAACUUGUUUGCUAAUGAAUGGCACGAGUUUGAAAUCGGAAUUUGUUAUGCAAGCUGAUUGGGAUAAAUGCGCCUUACAAGAAUUGGAUAUAACGGCCACCGAUUUAUCAACUGAAUGCUUAGUCGAUUUGCUAACGCGUUUACAAAAUUUAAGAUUUCUAGCGGCCGGUCAAAUUAAUGGCUUUAAUGAUACCGUCUUGAAGCAAUGGAUGGAAUCAGGAAAUGUUAGAUCUGUAAUAGCAUUAGAUUUGGAUUCUUCGGAUAAUAUAACCGAUGAUGCUUUAUCGAAAUUUCUUACACGUCAUGGCCAACAAUUAUACGCCUGCUGUUUGUCGGGCAUGCCUCAUAUAACCGACCAAUUAUGGAUGAGUAUUUUAUCAGUACUAACAAAUGCCAAAAUUCUUGUUAUGGGGACUUCGGAAAAACUUGGUGUCAAUAUACAUGUUGAUCAGUUAAUGGAUACAAUAGCUUCAAGUUGUGCUAAUUUGGAACGUUUGGAAUUAAGAUGGGAUCCGGAUAAUUUACGUUUUUCGGAUAAAAGUCAAAAGGCAAUCGAUUUGCUGCGUGUGAAAUGUUUAAAAUUGCGAUGCAUGGUCUUGAGUGAUGGACGGUAUUAUGAGACCGUUAAGGCGAACUUUGAGCGAGCCGAUCGUGUAACGGUAGUGCGAACAACGACCUGUUGCCGCGUCUCACCCUAUCAUUUGCUAAGCAAUUACAAUGAUUUGAUUUUCAACUGAAAUUUUUCAAAAUUAAGAUUUGUUUCUCUUUUUAUUUAUUCUUUAUUUCUUAAAAUAAUUCUCCAUAUGCUUGCACAUGUCUUGUGUGUGUAUAUAUGUAUAUAUCUAUAUACAUAUAGAUGUAUAUAUAUAUAUAUAUAUA
Molecule: messenger RNA, 2117 nt
Organism: Glossina fuscipes
Lineage: Eukaryota; Metazoa; Arthropoda; Insecta; Diptera; Glossinidae
Gene: FipoQ
Product: F-box/LRR-repeat protein fbxl-1
Exons: 7
Coding region: 437-1975 (512 amino acids)
Biological process (GO): positive regulation of protein ubiquitination; SCF-dependent proteasomal ubiquitin-dependent protein catabolic process
Cellular component (GO): SCF ubiquitin ligase complex
Molecular function (GO): protein binding
Source: RefSeq, a predicted model, not a curated record